AUGGGUGCUCUUCGUAGAAUCAAGACGAAGCGUCGCACAAGAGAUUACGACCAGGUCCUGGCCGACCUUGAUUCCCCGCGCCACUUGUCGCAAUACAAGGAGACCAAGGAUGUCGAGGAUCUACCGGGAUUAGGACAGCACUAUUGCAUGGAGUGCUCCAAGUGGUUCGAGAGCGACUACAACCUCAAGGCCCAUAUGAAGGGCAAGAAUCACAAGCGCAGACUUCGUAUUCUCAAGGAGGAACCUCACAGCCAGAGAAUCGCUGAGGCUGCGGUCGGACUCGGUGCCGCGGAUAAUGUCCAGCGUCGGCAGGACGACAACGUGGAGAUGAAAGAUUGA
Messenger RNA from Penicillium diatomitis, 339 nucleotides. RefSeq names its product putative C2H2 finger domain protein. Lineage: Eukaryota; Fungi; Ascomycota; Eurotiomycetes; Eurotiales; Aspergillaceae. Gene Ontology annotation, molecular function: zinc ion binding; nucleic acid binding. The record is from RefSeq and is a predicted model, not a curated record. The coding region runs from base 1 to 339 and encodes 112 amino acids. The transcript has 3 exons.